Messenger RNA from Leptonychotes weddellii (Weddell seal), 354 nucleotides. NCBI's taxonomy places the organism in Eukaryota, Metazoa, Chordata, Mammalia, Carnivora, Phocidae. The record is from RefSeq and is a predicted model, not a curated record.
AUGAAGUGGUUGGUUCUCCAGCUGAUGACACUCUACUGCCUGGUGAUCAUGCCAGUGACAGGAGGUAUAGGAGAAAAACCUGAGCCUGUAACUAAGCGUCCAGAUUUCAUUUUAGUGUACCCAAAACUGAGAGAAUGUUCAAGGAAUCCCACCUGGUUCGAAUGCUACAGAACAUGCAAAUAUUCUUGGGAUUGUGCUUUUGGCUUGGAAUGCUGCUUUUCUGUCUGUGGAACUAUCUGCUUGAAUAUCAGACAAAUUGAGACUUUCACUGAGAACACUUCACCUAGCACCGAGGCAGAAACUACUUUAUAUCCCACAACCACCACUGAGAGUUGGGAUACAGGCAUAAAUUAA